AUGGGAAACAACAGCAGCAGCAGCACCCUGGAUGACCUGCAAACAGUGGAGAUCCACCAUUGGUACAAGAAAUUCAUGACCGAGUGUCCAUCCGGGCAACUGACAGAACACGAGUUCAAACAAUUUUUUGGACUCCGCGGGUUGGAUCCAGAAGCCAAUCAGUACAUCCAGCAGAUGUUCCACACUUUUGACAUGAACAAGGACGGCUACAUCGACUUCAUGGAGUACGUGGCCGCGCUCAGCCUGGUCCUGCGGGGAAAGAUGGAGCAGAAGUUGCGCUGGUACUUCAAGCUUUACGAUGUGGACGGGAACGGCUGCAUUGACCGUCACGAGCUGCUCAGUAUCAUUCAGGCGAUCCGUGCCAUCAACGGCUGCGACCACGAGACAAGCGCGGAGGAAUUCACCAACCGUGUCUUCAACAGGAUUGAUGUCAACGGCGAUGGUGAGCUUUCGCUGGAGGAGUUUGUGGAAGGUGCGAGGAAAGACGACGAGUUCAUGGAGGUGAUGAUGAAGAGCCUGGACCUGGAGCACAUCGUGGCCAUGAUCAAAGACCGCCGGCGCAACAGCGUCUAGACUCUGGGGGUGGAAGCAGCCGGGAACGCCACGCGGAGGGAUCCGGGAGGGUGGCCGAGUGGCCCUGCGGGUCACGGAGACAUGGAACAUUUGUGGGGAAAUCCCGUCCGUAAUGCCUGCGUGGUCCACAGCCUGAUUUCCGCAGCGCCCCUGUGCUCCGAGGCUGAAUGCCGCACCCAGCGACCUGGCCUGGCCUGGCCCGCCGGAGGUUAAGCUGACCCACUUCAUAGCUGUGGGUUGGGCGAAAGCGGGCUGCUGGGACCCCCCAGUUCUAUGGACUCUGCCCUCUCGGGAUGCAGUAGGAUCUCCUAGGAACGGAAGGGUAGCUUUAGAUUUCUUCAGGAAGAAGUAGGCAGCUCCGGGGGAUUUGCGCCAAUGUUUCCUCUGUCCCCAGAUCAGCUGAAGACUCUGCAUAAUUGCUGGAGCAGGAUAAGGUGUGACUCUGUCUACACAGUGCAUAGAGACCCCUCUGCACAGUGCCACACGCGUGAAACAGACACCCGCCUGCGUGCCUGCUUACCUGGCUUGAAUGCUAGUUGUUAAAGGGCAUUUUGGGGUUGCUUGUGGGCCCUGUCCUAGGACAAUGAGAGACUCUGAGGCAAGGUGAGGUGGAUGAAUUUGGGGUGCCGUUAAAGACGCUGAACAGAAGACAGGCAGAUAUGAACCUCA
Elgaria multicarinata webbii is the source of this 1242-nucleotide messenger RNA. Its product is annotated as guanylyl cyclase-activating protein 1-like. The record is from RefSeq and is a predicted model, not a curated record. Gene Ontology annotation, molecular function: calcium sensitive guanylate cyclase activator activity; calcium ion binding. The coding region runs from base 1 to 573 and encodes 190 amino acids. The transcript is spliced from 4 exons. NCBI's taxonomy places the organism in Eukaryota, Metazoa, Chordata, Lepidosauria, Squamata, Anguidae.